AUGGACAAGAACGAGGAGCCGGGUUCUUCGAUGGGCGAUCUCUCUCUGACAAAUUGCAGCGCUGCGGUGAACGUGUGCCAGAUGGAGCCCAACAUCACCUAUGUGGGCUUUUAUCUCCACCACCCGCUCGUCGCUUCCGUUUUCAUCGUCUCCUACCUCCUCAUCUUCCUUCUCUGCAUGAUGGGCAACGGAGUCGUCUGCUUUACCGUUCUGCAGAGCAGGCAUAUGCGCACCGUCACCAACCUCUUCAUCUUGAAUCUGGCGGUCAGCGAUCUGCUGGUGGGCGUCUUUUGCAUGCCCACCACUCUCCUGGACAACAUCAUCACAGGAUGGCCUUUUGGGAGCAUUGCCUGCAAAAUGAACGGCACCGUCCAGGGAAUAUCUGUUUCUGCUUCUGUCUUCACUUUGGUGGCCAUUGCAGUCGACAGGUUCCGUUCUAUUGUUUAUCCCUUCAAACCAAAACUUACCGUAUGGAUAGCACUUAUGUUGAUAGUCAUCAUCUGGGUCCUGGCUAUUGUCAUCAUGUGUCCUUCUGCUGUCAUGCUGAAGCUAGUAGAAGAAAAGCAUUUCCAGGUCAUUCUUGGCGAGGACAACCAAACCCGUCCCAUCUACUGGUGCCGGGAAGACUGGCCCAACGAGGACAUGAAGAAGAUCUACACCACUGUCCUCUUCGCCAACAUCUACUUGGCUCCUCUGUCGCUCAUCGUCAUCAUGUACGCUCGGAUAGGGAUCACGCUCUUCAGCACGGUCCUCGCCUCUGGCAAGCAAGGCCACGAGCGCCACUCCGUGUACAAGAAGAAGUUGAAGGUCAUCAAGAUGCUGAUCAUCGUGGCUUUAUUGUUCAUCCUCUCCUGGUUGCCCCUGUGGACCUUGGCCAUGCUGUCCGAUUAUGCAGAACUGGACGAUGCACAGUACAAGCUCAUCAAUAUCUACGUCUACCCCUUUGCCCAUUGGUUGGCCUUCUUCAACAGUAGCGUCAACCCAAUCAUCUACGGCUUCUUCAACGAGAACUUCCGUCGAGGUUUCCAAGCUGCUUUCCACCUGCAGCUCUGCUCCAGGGAGGCGAUACCUCGGGAAAUGUAUUCUCAACGGGCACAAAGCAAUGCGGUCUUGCCAGCCACGGUUCCCCAGCAGAUAGACCAUGAUCUAUCCUCGUGUGUCGCCGGGCGGUCUGCUCAAAAGGGGAACUGGGUGGACAAGACGCAGGUUCUGGUGAUGGAGAACCUAGAACGUGCUUCAAACAACAACGGCGCUAAGCAAGACUUGCUUUGA
Ahaetulla prasina is the source of this 1272-nucleotide messenger RNA. RefSeq names its product neuropeptide FF receptor 2 (gene NPFFR2). The record is from RefSeq and is a predicted model, not a curated record. Gene Ontology annotation, molecular function: opioid receptor binding; neuropeptide receptor activity; peptide binding. Gene Ontology annotation, biological process: regulation of cAMP-dependent protein kinase activity; regulation of MAPK cascade; G protein-coupled receptor signaling pathway. The transcript is spliced from 3 exons. Bases 1 to 1272 code for a protein of 423 amino acids. Lineage: Eukaryota; Metazoa; Chordata; Lepidosauria; Squamata; Colubridae. Gene Ontology annotation, cellular component: membrane.